AUGGCCGCCGGCCUCAAAACCAUCAUUUCCCUCUCCUUCGUCCUCGCCCUCGGCUUCCUCCUAGUAAUCCUCUCCUGCGCCCUCUUCCACCAAUACCUUCCCCUCCUCGUAGUCCUAACCUUCAUCCUGGCACCCCUCCCCAAUUUCCUCGCCUCUCGCUGCUCGUCUCCCGAUGACUUCUCCGACUCCUCAUCAUCGGGAAUCCUAGACUUGGGACGUUUCGCAACGGGUUUCCUCUGUAUGAUGGGUGUGGCUCUACCGGCCGUGUUGGCGCAUAGUCAUAUUAUUACGGUGCCGGCGAUGGUUAUGAGUAUUAUUGGGGGUGUGCUGAUUUAUGGGACGGUGAUUAGUUUUGGGAUGUUCUUUCAGGAGGAGGCGGAGUUUUAG
This is a messenger RNA of Sclerotinia sclerotiorum 1980 UF-70, 387 nucleotides long. RefSeq lists its product as hypothetical. Gene Ontology annotation, cellular component: endosome; Vps55/Vps68 complex. The record is from RefSeq and is a predicted model, not a curated record. Gene Ontology annotation, biological process: late endosome to vacuole transport via multivesicular body sorting pathway. The transcript is spliced from 2 exons. NCBI's taxonomy places the organism in Eukaryota, Fungi, Ascomycota, Leotiomycetes, Helotiales, Sclerotiniaceae. Bases 1 to 387 code for a protein of 128 amino acids.